AUGUACAGCGUCACAACAUACAGGCUAGGCACUACGGUCUUGAUCAAGCAUUUUAAAUUGGUUGUGCCAUCUAAAGCGCCAACUGGCCUGCGUUUCUCGACAUUUAGCGUGUCAAACGUACCGACUAGGGCAAUGUUCCGCAAAGCGGUUCAAGAUCACUCUGGGAAAGGCGCCGUAUCCGCAAAACCGCUUUAUCCUAACAACCACAAACUGAAUGCGAGUAAUUUCUCGACUACUAAGCAACAUUCGACCGUUGCCGGAGCCAAACGGAAAAUCGAAAUGGCCAGCGCCGGACAGUCGGCAUUAGGAUCCCUUCAUGAUGCCGUGUAUUUCGAUGAAAAUGAUUUUGAUGACGACGAUGACCUAGACUUUGAGAUACUCAAACCAGGCCCUCUAAGUCAAGACUCCCUACCAGCGUCAACCGAGACCCCGAGUUUACCAUCACAAACCAACUAUAAUGCGAACAACUUUACAAGCAAUACUAGGAUGAGUGGUACUGGGUAUAGUCAAAACUCGAGGACACAGAAUGUGUCUCAAUCCGAUAUCAAGUAUCCCGAGCUUCCGGAGAUGGACGACAUGCCCCAGGAACAAUUACCACCCAGCAGUAUGCCAAUUCCGUGGUCUUCAUCUCCUCCAUCACAUUAUCAACCACCCCAGCCAAAGCGGCGCAAAUUGCCUUGGGGUCAGCAAGGGCAGGAUGGCAGUCGUAGCAAUCCGAUAACCCCGGCGCCAAUAAAAAGAUCAUCAUCUUCAAAGGCCGAGAUGCCCUGGAACAAAACUGCCAGUACUGUGAAGGACGAACAAAAGGAGCUGAGGAAAAUAAACAAAAAAAGACAAACGGCAGCCGACUACCAUUUAACUAAGCCCCAGUCAAGGGUCGCCUCUCUAUUUCUGAGUGAAGAGCAAAAAGCAGUUCUCGAUGCCGUUGUCGAUCGACAGAAGAGUAUAUUCUUCACUGGAUCCGCAGGAACUGGAAAAUCCGUUCUCAUGCGAGAGAUCAUCAAGAAACUGCGGGACAAGUAUAGGAGAGAGCCUGACCGUGUCGCUGUGACCGCAUCUACUGGUCUUGCAGCUUGCCAUAUUGAGGGUGUUACCCUACACAGUUUUGCUGGCAUUGGACUGGGUAAAGAGCCAGCAGCGGAACUGUUCAAGAAGGUGAGGAAAAACCAGAAGGCUCGGAAUCGCUGGUUGCGGACGAAGGUCUUGAUUAUCGAUGAAGUGUCAAUGGUCGAUGGUGACCUUUUCGACAAACUGGAAGAAAUUGCCAGGCGUAUUCGAAAUAAUGGGCGGCCCUUCGGUGGAAUUCAGCUGGUUGUCACUGGUGACUUUUUCCAGCUGCCACCGGUACCGGACACCUCGGCUCGAGACGCCAAGUUUGCUUUUGACGCUGCGACAUGGAAUACUUCAAUUCAACAUACCAUCCUGUUGACACAUGUCUUUCGGCAGAAGGAUCCGGUUUUUGCGGAGAUGUUGAACCAAAUGAGACUGGGAAGAAUCACACCGCAGACGACAGAGGCCUUCAAGAAAUUAUCACGACCCUUAGAUUUCCACGAUGACUUGGAUGCUACCGAAUUAUUUCCCACACGCGCGGAAGUAGAGAAUGCGAAUGGUUUGCGAAUGAGCAGACUUUCAGGCGAAGUAAUGACUUUCCAUGCUCAGGAUUCUGGGACUAUCCAGGAUGUACAGAUGCGAGACAGAUUGCUUGCCAACUGUAUGGCACCACCAGUCAUUCAUCUGAAGAAGGGAGCCCAGGUCAUGCUGAUCAAGAAUAUGGAGGAUAACUUGGUCAAUGGCUCACUGGGUAAGAUUGUCGCAUUCAUGGACGAAACCACAUUUGAUUAUUACCGGAACAAUGAAGAUGAAUUUACUGGAGAUGGUAAAGAAGGCAGCGACGAUGACGAUGCGGCUGCCCGUAACCGCAAGAAGAUUCGGGCUUUAGCACACAAGGAUGGGGGUAUCAGUACAAGUCGCAAGUGGCCAUUAGUCUGCUUUACGCAACAAGAUGGCACCGAACGGCAUCUUCUUUGUCAGCCAGAGACCUGGAAGAUAGAACUGCCCAACGGUGAAAUCCAGGCGCAGCGUUCGCAAGUACCGUUGAUUUUAGCAUGGGCUCUCUCUAUUCACAAGGCCCAGGGCCAAACUCUUCCUCGAGUUAAAGUGGACUUGGGGCGAGUAUUCGAGAAAGGACAAGCAUACGUUGCACUUAGCCGAGCAACAUCUCAAGACGGACUUCAGGUGACAGGAUUCGAUCCACGGAAAGUCAUGGUGCAUCCAAAGGUCAUUGACUUUUAUUCUAAACUUGCCGAUAUCAACUCGGUGGUCAACCCUAGCGGCAAUACCAAGAAAGAAGUGAACGGUGGGAGAACAGUCAACGAAUACGACGACAAUGACGAGUUAUAUAACGAGUAUAUAGCAGGCUUGUUAUAGCCUGUUGUUUAUUGUCGGCGAUACCUUCAUAUGCAGAAGUAUAUUACUGUAAAUAUAUA
Molecule: messenger RNA, 2486 nt
Organism: Talaromyces stipitatus ATCC 10500
Lineage: Eukaryota; Fungi; Ascomycota; Eurotiomycetes; Eurotiales; Trichocomaceae
Product: mitochondrial DNA helicase (Pif1), putative
Exons: 3
Coding region: 1-2427 (808 amino acids)
Biological process (GO): DNA repair; telomere maintenance
Molecular function (GO): ATP hydrolysis activity; DNA helicase activity
Source: RefSeq, a predicted model, not a curated record